AUGGCAAAGAAGAGAACCACCACAAGAAAGACAAGGCAGGCUGCCCACUCUAGCAACUCUGACAACCAUCCCUACCGUCACAACUCCAAGCAUAUUUCCGCCUCCCCCUCCGUUGCUUCCUCGCCGUCUCCACAACCGCACGACCUUGUCCAGCGCCGGCGUAAGGGGACCCCUGUCCGCUCGCCCUCCCAAGGUGACCGCUCUAAGGGCAUCGUCUUUGCCUUCCGCAUCCAGCCCGACUCUGAUCUCUCCAUGGCCGUCGACAUUCUCAGUUAUGACCAGGUCUCAGAGGAACCAGAGUCUUCCACCUCUCAGUCAGAAGAGUCCUCUACCACAACAUCAAAAGCCAACGCAGAGGCGUCAACAGCGCCAUCAAUAGCCUCCUCAACGGCAGCAGAAGCACCCGCCGGCUCUGUUCCCUCCAGCAGUGAAGGUCGGGAAUCCUCUUCUACCCAGCUCAAGCUUGCCGGAGAAAAGUGGUCCAGCGACCCCAGCUCAUACCUCAGCAACAACGUCGUCGACCUGACCCGCAAUGUCCUUAUCCUCCACUCCCGCAAGCCUCAAGACACCACAGGAACAUCAUCGACAGCAUCGUCGUCACCAGUCCAUCCAUACAGCCGGUCAGCCGUCCCCUCAAGGUCGUCGUCCAUGUCGCUUCCAUCGACUCCACCUCUGACCGAUUCCAGUUCCGCCUCUUCGUCGCCCUCUUCGUCGCCCUCUUCGUCGCCCUCUUCGUCGCCCAGUUCUCCAACGCUACAGCCCUUCGAGGUAACAGUAGCAGCAGGAGCAAGCGAAAAGGAAAAGAACAAUUCGUUCCCAGACCAUCUCUCAUCUGCGCUGCCACUGUCAUUACCCCUUCCGGACCCCAUGGUGGCGGACCUGAAGUCGCAGCCCCCUCGAAUGCUCCGUGUACGAGGAUUGGGCAAUGGAGCAAGACGGAUGCAGGUCUUUGUCGUAUGA
Messenger RNA from Linnemannia hyalina, 960 nucleotides. The record is from the annotation of a GenBank genome assembly. NCBI's taxonomy places the organism in Eukaryota, Fungi, Mortierellomycota, Mortierellomycetes, Mortierellales, Mortierellaceae.